Molecule: messenger RNA, 639 nt
Organism: Ramularia collo-cygni
Lineage: Eukaryota; Fungi; Ascomycota; Dothideomycetes; Mycosphaerellales; Mycosphaerellaceae
Exons: 1
Coding region: 1-639 (212 amino acids)
Source: RefSeq, a predicted model, not a curated record
AUGAGUUCCAAAACCACCGUGGACAUCCUGCGCCUUCACUCCGGCUAUUUCAGGAAGUAUCUGCCACCGCAGAAGACAGGCGACAAUCUUCAGAGAUUACACUGGGAUCAAACGGAACUUUUCGCUGCAGAACGCUUCUUGGACUUUGUCUAUAAAUUCGACUAUGGCCCUCGCGAAAUGUAUUCCAACCCGCCUGCGGCCGAUGCCACGAUGAGCGAUGCCGAGAUCCAUAUCGGCGUGUAUCGAUUGGCUCAGCAGUGGAUUGUUCCUCGCUUGAUGGGCAGGGCAAAGGCAAAGUUCGAUGCCUACCUCGGCACUCUUGCUGGCAAAGAAGAUAUGAGCGAGCUUCUUGAUCUCGUGCCAAUAUUGUAUGAGAGACAGGAUCAGCAGCCAGCGGUCAUAGAGCUUCAGAGAUCGCUGGUGGAGGCUUGGGCGGGAUUGGCUACCCAGCAGCUUGCAGCGCUGAGCAAAGACCGGUUGAAGAAUGUGUUUGCGAGGUUCUCGGAGUUCUCGAUCGAUGUGAUGAUGCUGCAGAGCCGCGCGGCUACGCCGAUGGCGCCGAGGAAGAGAAAAAGGAUGGAGCAGGAUCGCUCGUCUGAGUCUCGAGCUUCGCCGGACUCUUUAACGGCGAGUGACUGA